Molecule: messenger RNA, 2224 nt
Organism: Brassica napus (rape)
Lineage: Eukaryota; Viridiplantae; Streptophyta; Magnoliopsida; Brassicales; Brassicaceae
Exons: 1
Coding region: 561-2093 (510 amino acids)
Source: RefSeq, a predicted model, not a curated record
GCGAUUCGACGUUAUGUAGCUCCGGUGAUGGUGGUUUCAUGGUCGAUGAUGCUUCCGGUCUCCCAAGCGCCUUCGAUCUGCACCGGUGGAGCUUCUUCGAGUCAUCAUAAGAAGUUUGAAAACUCAUUUUCCACGGAAGAAGAAUAUCUAGUUCCCGCCAUGGGUUCUUCAUAAUUUUUCCUAUAUGUAUUUGUUCACAUUAUCAUACAUUUUGGAGUUUUAGGUUUCAAUAUAUCUCUAACUAACUUCUAUUAUUCUUAUUUGCAGAAGAUGAAGUUGAUGGUGAAAAAGAGAAAUUUCCAUCUUUUUGUCGCUUGUUGGUGAUAAAGAUGAAGAACAAGAAGUGUGAUUGGUGUUUUCUUUUUAUUUAUUUUUGGGAUUAACAUCUUUGAUUUGGUGUUGGUUUUAUUAAAUUUGGAUUCAGAAAACUAAAGCAUUUGUUAUGAAUUUAUGAGAUAAUAUUUGGAUUCAGCAACUAAAGUAUCGUUUAUUUUUAAAAUGUUUGGAGUCUAACAAAAAUAAAUAAACUAGUGUUUUGAUCCAACUAAAAUCUUCAACUAAUGACGGUUACAAGACGGUUACUGGCGAUUUUCUGGGCGAUCCUGUUGCUCCCCCAGAUCCUGUGUUUUCUCACCACGAUCUUAGUGGUUGGAGUAGUUCGAGUAUGUGCUUGUGGGUUACUUGCACGUUGUACACCCACUUUGCCUUCAGUUUCCAUGUUGGGAAUCUUUUUCCAAUGUGAUGUAUGCGGUUUAUUGCAUUCUACAAAGGCUAUAUAUAAAUGGCCAUGGGAAAUUGGCUUACCACUGUCUAAUUUUUUGAAAGUCUUAUCUCUUCCUUUCAUUAAGCAAACAAUGACAGAAAAUGUUCGCCGUGCGCUUCAAGACAUUGAUCUAGGAAGUAAUGAUGCUCCCUUUGUUCUGCCCUCUGAUGUUGUUAGUCGUGCUGCUGAAGAAAAUCGUUUCAUUUUGGUGGGGCGUCCCUCUAUGCCCAGAAAACAGAACCUGAGAGGAAUCAUAGCAACUAUGCCUCGGAUUUGGGGUCUUGAUGGUUUGGUUCGUGGGCGUGUCAUGGAAGGAAGACGUUUCCAAUUCAUCUUUCCAAGUGAAGAAGCGAUGGAAACCGUGAUCAGACGUGGCCCGUGGGCCUAUGCUGAUCGCAUGCUUACUCUCCAGAAAUGGACCCCGUUAAUGGAUAUGGAGUUGCUGAACUUUAUACCAUUUUGGAUCCAAGUUCGUGGAAUUCCAUUCCAGUAUAUGAACAGAGAAGUUGUCAUCAACAUUGCGAGGCUCAUGGGUCAAUACAUCCAAGUCGAUUACAAUGAGGAAGCUGGUGGGCGUCUUGAGUUUGUCCGUUUCAGACUCAAUUGGGAUAUCAGCCAACCACUUAAAUUCCAACGCAACUUUCAAUUCACUCCGGGAGUCAACACUUUGCUGAAGUUUCACUAUGAAAGACUUAGAGGUUUUUGUGAAGUCUGUGGCAUGAUCACGCAUGAUUCCGGACGUUGUCUCAUCCAGAAUGGCGGCCCUGAGGAAGGUCUUGACGAUGAGAAUGAUGAGGGUAAUGAUGAACAAGGUCCGGGUGAUCAGCCACAUGGUAAUGUUGGAGUUCUCAUUGAGGAGAUCAAUAAUGCUGAUAACAUCCAAGGAGUGGAUGACAAUGUUCCUGAGGCACCAGACGGUGUUAAUGAUGGUCAGGAUCAUAUGAAUGAAGCAGAAGAUGGUGAUGAGAAAUCUGAUGCUUCUUCUUAUACUGAUGAUGCGGAGUUCUGGAACCCCUCGGGUAAAACCUCUCUGUUCUCGGAGGAAUUUGAAAUGGAGGAGAUGUACUCGAUCACACCAUUUGCUGAUAGACGUGAUGGACGAGAAUCUCUCAAGAGGAAAGCUUGGAUGGCUAAUGCAGAGAACAACAAGAUGAUGCUGUCAAAGAAGAUUACUCAUAUUGGAGAAACAAGCAAGGCUGGGGAUGCUAAAAGGAAGAAGAAAGAUUCAGUGCUUGGAGCUGCAGAGGACGCUGAAGGUAAGAUUCAAGAGGGAGACGGAAACAACACUUUGAGAGGCGCGGUGGGCCCUGAACCACCACUGCCCCCAUGAAAGUAACCUGUUGGAACUGUCGAGGUUUAGGCAGUGACUCGACAGUUCGACGCCUUAAGGAGAUCAAUAGAAAGUAUCUCCCGGACAUCAUUUGCCUGUCUGAAACCAAACAACAAGAUGAUCAUAUCAGA